This is a messenger RNA of Podarcis muralis (Common wall lizard), 3313 nucleotides long. It is a transcript of the gene TTLL7, whose product is annotated as tubulin tyrosine ligase like 7. NCBI's taxonomy places the organism in Eukaryota, Metazoa, Chordata, Lepidosauria, Squamata, Lacertidae. Gene Ontology annotation, biological process: microtubule cytoskeleton organization; protein polyglutamylation. The record is from RefSeq and is a predicted model, not a curated record. Gene Ontology annotation, cellular component: ciliary basal body. Gene Ontology annotation, molecular function: tubulin-glutamic acid ligase activity; tubulin binding.
CUCCGGCCUCCCCGCUCUGCAGCAACAUCCCUCCUCGCGAGCGUGUCCAGCCCUGGCAGGCUCCGGAGCAGAUGCUGCCGCCGCUGCUGCCGGGGGAGCGAGCUGGGACGGACGCGAGGCGCACCCGCCAGUCUCCCUGGCCGUUGGCACCGGGCAGCCCCGAGCGAGGAGCAGCCUGCCGGAUCUCGGCGCUGCCCGGGACGACAACGGCCCGGGGGGGCGGUAGGUUGAAGGGACCCGCCACCCAUUGCAGGCACCUGUUUCUUUUUCGGAACUGAGUUUCGCCACAGUCUUGAACUGACAUGGUAUGACAAGAGCUUUCAGAGAACUGGCUUGGAGGGCCUUUGGAGUUUCCUGAGUGCGUGCAGCAGGAUUUGGGCUCGGCUAUUGCACCCUACCAUUGACCAUGCCAUCCUUGCCCAAUGAAGGAGAUAACCAAGGGACCUCUUCUCUGACUUUGAGCUCGGAGCUGCCUUACCAAAGCACAAUAAGGAGGAAAGUCAGAGAGAAGAAGAAACACGGAGCAAUCACUGCGAAUGUCGCUGGCACCAAAUAUGAGAUCGUACGCGUAGUAAUAGAAGAAAUGGGCUAUGUAAAGACUCGGGACGACGAUGAGACUGCAAAUCUCAUCUGGAGUGAUUGCGCCGUGCAGCAGGAAAAGAUUGCCGAGCUCCGAAACUACCAGAGAAUCAACCACUUUCCAGGAAUGGGCGAGAUCUGUAGGAAGGAUUUCUUAGCAAGAAACAUGACCAAAAUGAUCAAAUCUCAGCCUCAGGAGUACAGCUUUAUUCCUCGAACGUGGAUCUUCCCAGCAGAGUACACACAAUUCCAGAAUUAUGUAAAAGAACUCAAGAGAAAACGAAGACAGAAAACAUUCAUCGUCAAACCAGCUAACGGUGCAAUGGGGCAUGGGAUCUCCCUCACAAGAAAUGCAGAGAAGCUUCAUUCUCAGGAACACCUCAUAGUCCAGGAAUAUCUUGACAAGCCCUUUCUUAUUGAAGGCUACAAAUUUGAUCUAAGAGUGUACAUUCUGGUGACUUCCUGUGAUCCCUUAAAAAUAUUUUUAUAUCAUGACGGGCUAGUGAGGAUGGGCACAGAGCUGUAUCAUCCUCCCAAUGAUUCAAAUCUGAGCCAGCUGUUUAUGCACCUGACCAACUACUCUGUGAAUAAGCAUAAUGAGCGUUUUGAGCGGGACGAAACAGAAGAUAAAGGCAGUAAGCGCUCUAUAAAGUGGUUUACUGAGUUUCUGCAAACAAAUCACCUUGACGUUUCCAAAUUCUGGAAUGAUAUUUCAGAACUAGUGGUGAAGACUCUCAUAGUAGCAGAGCCCCAUGUCCUUCACGCUUACCGUAUGUGUAGGCCAGGACAGUCUCCAGGAAGUGACAGUGUUUGCUUUGAAGUUCUGGGGUUUGAUAUCCUGCUGGACAGAAAACUCAAGCCAUGGCUCCUAGAGAUUAACCGAGCCCCGAGCUUUGGUACUGACCAAAAAAUAGACUAUGAUGUGAAAAAAGGUGUCCUGCUGAAUGCAUUAAAGCUGCUCAAUAUAAGGACAAGUGAUAAAAGAAAAAACCUAGCCAAGCAGAAAGCAGAAGCUCAGAAGAGGCUUUACGGCCAAGGCUCCAUGAAAAGGCUGUCACCGGUGUCUUCCGACUGGGAGAAACAGCGCCGUUCCCUAGAAAGGAGGAGAGAGGAACUGAAGGAGAGACUGGCACAAGUGCGCAAGCAGAUCUCCAAAGAAGAGCACGAAAACAGGCACAUGGGGAAUUACAGGCGCAUUUACCCUCCUGACGAUAAGCUGCUACUUGAAAAAUAUGAGGGCUUGUUAGCCGCUGCCUUUCAGACGUUCCUUGCCGGUAGAGCAGUUUCACUUCAGCGAGAGAUGAACAACCCCCUCAAAAGAAUGAAGGAAGAAGACAUAUUGGAUCUUUUGGAACAAUGUGAACUGGACGAUGAGAAGCUAAUGGGCAAAUCUGUCCGGCCACGUGGCCCAAAGCCCUUGUAUUCCAUGCCAGAGAGUGCGCAGUUCUUGAAAAAGACCAAGAACAACAGCAGCGGCAGUAGCUGUGAAAGCAGCAGUGAUCUAUCUGAAUGGGAGGAGGAACCCGAAAAAGAAUAUGAAAAUGCAAAGAAAGAGCGGAAUGUCUCAUUUGAUGUUGAAGACAGGAAAUUAAUAGAACGAUCCAGCAGAAUGCACUGGAAGCGGCCUCUUAAGAAAGUCCCUUCUUACGUAUCGCCCACGCCGUUGUCAGGUCCUAUGAGGCGUUCUGUGAGCUGCCCUCGCUCCAUUUCAGUCUUGUCUAUGCAAAUGCAAGGCGCCGAAAACCGCCCUUUCUCAGCCAAGAAUUUGGUGCAGCUUUCUCGCCCGUCUUCUGUGAGUAGGUCACACUCUUUAAACAGAGGUUCAUCUGCGGGCAAAAUGUCUCAUACUGCCAACCUGGGUACUGUACAUUCUCCUGUGACGGAAAGACAACAGAGAGCCAAAGAGCAAGAAGAGGCCCUCACAAAGGAGGCGCUGGUCAUUUUCACGAGUAUGAAGAUCCGAUACCCAGGGAAAAAUAAUGAAGACGCAGAAUUAAUACUCGAAGACAUUAUGGAUAAUUGGAAAUUCCAUAAAUCAAAAGUGGCUUCAUAUUGGUUAAUUAAACUAGACUCUGCAAAACAGAGAAAGGUUUUAGAUAUUGUGAAAGCGAGCACCCGCUCAGUUCUGCAGCGUGUCUGGGGAGUUUCAGAUGUUGAAUGUUUACAUUUGUACCGACUCCUUAAUCGUGUGUUUAAUCGCCUGCUAUGGAGCCAUGGUCAAGGUCUGUGGAACUGUUUCUGCAAUUCAGGGAGCUCCUGGGAGACGAUAUUCAGUAGAAGCACAGAAGCGGUGACUGACGAUCAGAUCCAGUGUUGCCAACGAAUAGUAGAUCUUUGUAAACAGUGCCUGCUAGUGGUUUACAAAUACUCUGCCGAUUCCAGAGGGUCCCUCACUGGAGUUUACCCAGACUGGGAUGACACAAGGUACUCACUGCCAGGACCUUUGCAGUUCAUCAUGAAACCCUCCACCGGUUUUGGAUGUAGCUCAUCUGGAAUGACUCGCUCCGUUUUGUUUACACCUAGAUACGACCAGUCAUGAAGCGAAAGGGAAUGUUGUUAUAUAUAAUGGGCAAUUUAUUUUAUUUUUUUCUUCUCAAUUUCAAAUGUGUGAUGGAACUGAACCCAGGCACUGUUAUAUAUUUAUUACAGUAUAUAAAAAUGUAGCGCAAAAACCUGCUGUAAACACCUAACCUUUCUGGAAAUGUAAUAAACCUUCUCAAAAUGUUUACAGAGA